This is a messenger RNA of Candoia aspera, 3604 nucleotides long. It is a transcript of the gene SACM1L, whose product is annotated as SAC1 like phosphatidylinositide phosphatase. Lineage: Eukaryota; Metazoa; Chordata; Lepidosauria; Squamata; Candoiidae. Gene Ontology annotation, biological process: phosphatidylinositol dephosphorylation. Gene Ontology annotation, molecular function: phosphatidylinositol-4-phosphate phosphatase activity. The record is from RefSeq and is a predicted model, not a curated record. The transcript is spliced from 20 exons. The coding region runs from base 178 to 1956 and encodes 592 amino acids. Gene Ontology annotation, cellular component: endoplasmic reticulum.
UUCCUAGUCAUUGCACCGCUCUUCGGGAAGCCGUGGAAUGCUUUCUCAUUAAGUUUGUCCUAAGUGGUGUGCCGUCUUGAAGGCCCAAGCGACGGGGAAGCAAGGAAGGAAUUCUAGACAGAAAGCAGCCGGAGCCCGGGCGGAACUCAGCGGCUGGCGAAGGAGCAAAAAGAAACCAUGGCGGUGGCCGUGGCAGCCGCCGCCGCCUACGAGGAGCUGAAGCUACACAUAACACCAGAGAAGUUUUAUGUGGAAGCUUGUGAUGAUGGAGCAGAUGAUGUACUUACCGUUGACAGAGUGUCCACAGAAAUCGCUCUCACAGUUAAAAAGGAUGUUCCACCUUCAGCAAUUACCAGGCAAAUAUGUGGUAUUUUGGGAACAAUCCGUCUAGUGGCAGGGACAUACCUUAUUGUAAUUACAAAAAAGAGAAAAGUAGGUGAAUUUUUCAAUCAUGUAAUCUGGAAAGCAACUGAUUUUGACAUCCUCUCUUAUAAAAAGACAAUGCUACAUUUAACUGAUAUUCAGUUACAGGAUAAUAAAGUCUUUUUAGCAAUGAUGAGUCAUGUAUUGAGUGUGGAUGGAUUUUAUUUUUCUACAACAUAUGACCUGACACACACCUUGCAACGGUUGGCUAAUACGAGCCCAGAGUUUCAAGAAAUGAGCUUGCUAGAGAGGGCAGAUCCACGGUUUGUAUGGAAUGGGCACCUUCUUAGGGAACUUGCUGCUCAGCCUGAGCUCCAAAGGUUUGCAGUUCCAGUUAUGCAUGGUUUUAUUAUUAUGCAUUCUUGUUCCAUUAAUGGCAAAUACUUCGACUGGAUUCUAAUUUCUCGAAGAAGCUGUUUCAGAGCUGGUGUGCGCUACUAUGUGAGGGGUAUUGAUUCUGAAGGACAUGCAGCUAACUUUGUAGAAACAGAACAAAUUGUACAUUACAAUGGAAGCAAAGCUUCUUUUGUCCAGACACGUGGAUCAAUUCCCUUUUUCUGGUCACAGAGACCAAACCUCAAAUAUAAACCAAAGCCACAGAUCAGCAAAACAGUAAAUCACAUGGAUGGCUUCCAAAGACACUUUGACUCGCAGAUUAUUAGCUAUGGAAAACAAAUGAUUGUUAAUCUGAUUAACCAGAAAGGCUCAGAAAAGCCUCUGGAACAAACAUUUUCAAAAAUGGUAAAUGGCUUAGGAAAUGGAAUGGUCAGAUAUAUAGCCUUUGAUUUUCAUAAAGAAUGCAGUCGUAUGAGAUGGAAUCGACUCCACAUUUUACUAGAUCGUCUUGCUGAACAACAAGAUGAAUAUGGCUAUUUUCUAGUUGAUGCAGAAGGGAAGGUGAUGAUGCAACAAGAAGGAAUAUUCCGCAGCAACUGUAUGGAUUGCCUGGACCGAACAAAUGUGGUUCAGAGCCUUUUAGCACGCCGUUCUCUACAAGCACAACUGCAGAGGUUAGGUGUUUUGCACGUCGGCCAGAGACUUGAAGAACAAGCAGAAUUUGAGAAAAUUUAUAAAAAUGCAUGGGCUGAUAACGCAAAUGCUUGUGCCAAACAAUAUGCUGGAACGGGUGCCUUAAAGACAGACUACACCAGAACUGGAAAAAGAACACAGUGGGGCCUAGUAAUGGAUGGUUGGAACUCACUAAUUCGUUACUAUAAAAACAACUUCUCUGAUGGAUUUAGGCAGGAUGCUAUAGAUCUCUUUCUUGGAAAUUAUUCAGUGGAUGAAGUAGAUUCUCUCAGUCCUCUUCACGUACAGAAAGAUUGGAAGUUUUUGGCUUUACCUAUUAUUAUGGUGGUUGCUUUCUCAAUGUGCAUUAUCUGUUUGCUUAUGGCUGGUGACACAUGGACAGAGACACUGGCCUACGUGAUGUUCUGGGGAAGUGCAAGUUUUGGAACUCUCGCUAUCAUCCUUUACAAUGGGAAAGAUUUUGUAGAUGCACCUAGGCUAGUCCAAAAGGAGAAAAUGGACUGAAUUUGUGCGUGUGGAAAGCGGCUUGGUAGAGAUGGCCCCUCAAAUCAUACUUGGAGUCUCUACUGACCUGCUUUCCACACCAACUUGUGGGGGGCAGGGUUAGCUUUCAUCUUUAAAGGGUGAGAAAGUGAUUCCACUUUGUUACUUGGUGGAGGGGACUGACUUUUUUGUCCUAUGUUGCAAUGAUUUUCGGAGUAUUGCAUUUGCCGGAGAACUUGCACACACAAGAGAUGGAAAUGAAAGCCAGAUAACAUUGUGGACUUACAGAGGGGGACUUGAAUUCCUAAAGAAUCUGUGAAGUGUUAUAGCCCAGCAGUACAGCAUUGUAAGUCUUAGACAGCUCCACUUCUAAGGAGGAUUAUGUUCUUCUGGUGUAUCAAGAGACCUGUCUGUUGCUAGGUUAUACUAAGGUAUGUAUCAGUUACCUUCUCUGAUACAUGGAAACGCUUUGCUUAUUAACAGUAACAAAUAAUUGCUGCUUUACUAAUUUCUGAUUGGGUAUCCAUAUGGUCAGUUUGUAAUUUUGCAAAUGCGAGGUGUAUAUUUUAUUAAGUCACUCAAACACGAUUUGUUUUCCUAGUUUUUCCUAAAUAAAGAACUUUUUUCCUUGAUAAAAAGAAAAUUUCUUCUACCAGCUGUGGAUUAGAAUAAUGCAAUAUUCUGUUAAAACAUUGUUGAGAGGAUGAGAUGUACAACUGAUUUUGCCUGGGAUAUGUCUUGUGCUGCUUUAAUGACUACUGCCCUUAGCUUUAGAUAACAAAUUUCCAUGUGAUUCAGAUUGUUCUGUCUUUUUUUAAAAAGAUGUACAUGAAAUCAAAGAAUGUAAAAAUGGUUAUUUGAACCCUCUCAUGCUAAAGGUCCAAAGUAUUCAUUUCUUUCUGAAGAAUCUCAAAUGUAGACAGAUUUUUGAAGUUGGCAAUCCAGUUGCUAUAUCUGUUGCCUUGGUUUUAGUAAGAAUAAUCUGUGGAAAAUUGAAUAAAUAUUUGAUAAUUUUUUCUUGGAACAAAUUCCAUGUUUGCACUUGGGAUCAGCAUCAGCUUUUUGUGCAUGCCAUAACUAUAUUUCUCUACAACUGUAACUCUCAAAAUGAGUAAGCUACAAUAUAGUCUUAAGCUGAUUAUUAAUAAAUAUGUGUCUCAACUCUAGUGCUUCCAAGCUUUGUAUUAAAACUAUACCUAAAUCAAGGACCAAUUUUAAACCAUUUUGUCUCCAUUUUAUAAUUUGUUUGUGUUCAGAACGAGUCAUGAAUCAACUUCAAGUACAGUGCACUACUAUAUUUUUAGUAAAUUCAGCUAUAUCUUCAAGAUUGAAAUUAUGUAUUUAAAUAAUAGAGAAUGUGUAGCAAGCUUUGGCAGAUACAGGUUGCCUCUCCUAAGCUAAAACAGAGCUGACUGCUGCAAUGUUUUCAUUGUAUGACAAUUGAACCUCUUACAGUAUAUGGACUUCGGAAACAGCAACUGCUAAUUUUAACCUUUGAAUGUUAUGGGAUUUUUUGGGUUUAUAUUAUCCUUUCAGUCAUUUGUAAUAAACAUAUGCAGUUCCUGUUUGCCUUUUAAAUAAUGCAGUUGAAAGAAUGGCAAUGGGGGUUUGAGUCUACUCAAAUACGUGAAAAACACAAGAAAGCUGUGCAUUAAAUGUAUGGUCUCAA